This is a messenger RNA of Anneissia japonica, 3456 nucleotides long. RefSeq lists its product as uncharacterized. Lineage: Eukaryota; Metazoa; Echinodermata; Crinoidea; Comatulida; Comatulidae. Gene Ontology annotation, molecular function: zinc ion binding. The record is from RefSeq and is a predicted model, not a curated record. The transcript has 7 exons. The coding region runs from base 85 to 2415 and encodes 776 amino acids.
GUCACUUGACUUAUCAACAAUCACGCUUCAACCAAAUUCGCGCAGGCCUAGGCCCAAGGCCUAGAUAGAGUAUGCGUUCGUGUGAUGACGCUUUCUAAAUGCAAACGUUGUUGGAAAGAAGAUUCGCCUGCAUUGGAUUACGCCAAAUUGGAGACAAUUUUACCAGCAGAGUAUCAACACGUACUUUGUAGUUACGAAACCGUGGGCACCUCUGAUUUUAAGUGCUUUCUGAGACUGGCUCGUAUCGAAACUACUGAAGAGGUUAACCAAUGGCUGGCGGAAUUUCAGAAGUCUUCAUAUCUGACAUGGAGAAAAUCCAAGACAUAUCCAGAAUGUGGCCGGGUCAACAAAUACAGGGUGGAUAUGAGAUGUCACCACAACACAAGGUCAUCAUCAACAAAGAGAACCGUAAAAAAUACAGCCUGUCCUGCAUCAAUGUACUUGGUUUUGAAGAGAUCUGUGACAUAUUCAAGGUCACAGGAUGCGCAUAUCAAUGCUGGCGGACUGAUGUUCAGCAUCCGACUUAAUAACAUACACAAUCACCAAAUAUUAUGUGUCGAUGCUUUUCGUAGAAGAGAUGUAAACGAGGAAACAGUUAAGAAAUUGAAAGAUCUUUUCGAACGUGGACAUUCCCCAUCAUCAGCCCUUUGUAUUAUAAAAUACGACCUUCAAGAAGAACAUGAGGACAAAUACAUGUACGCUUCAGCAGACCGCGCUGUAUGCCCAGAUAACCAGUUCUGUUACAGGUUAUAUUACCAGAUGUUUAAGAAGCCGUACAAGGCAUCUUCAGGUGAGCAGAUGUUUGUAGACCUGGAGAAAAGGCUGGAGUCAUAUAAUAACGAUCUAAACCAAAUCUGUGCCAAAAUAGGAAAGACUGAGAAGGGCGAAACUGUAAUUGCUGUGUGUACACCGCUCAUGAAUAGAGUUCACAAGACUUUUAGGCAGAGUGGGGAAACGAUUUUUGUGGAUUCAUCAGGAAGCUGUGACCGUAACAAAAGCCGCAUUUUCGUAAUGUUGACCCAUUCCUCGGUUGGUGGAUUACCUGUUGGAGUGUUUAUCACUACUUCGGAAAAUGAACAGACAAUUACCGCAGGAAUCGAACUAUUGAAGAGCAUAUUCCCUGAAGAUAGCUUCCACGGCAAUGGUGAUUGUGGACCAGAGGUACUGAUUACGGAUGACUGUCUUGCUCUUACGCAGGCAUUUGGGGCAGUAUAUCCCCAAACAAGCCAAUUGCUCUCUGUUUUUCAUUUAUUGCAAGGAAUGUGGAGGUGGCUGUGGAACAACCACAAUGGUAUUAAGGAGUAUGACCGGCCGCAUCUGUUAGAUCUUCUGAAAGGGCUUGUCUUUUCAGAAUCGGUUAGUGAAUUAGAGGAGAGAUACAGGGCAAUUGGAAGAGAUGGAAGUGCCGUUAAAUACAGAAAAUUCUUGGACCGCAUCAGAAGUAUUUUUGAAAGGAAAGCAGAAUGGGCGAUUUUCUUGCGCAGUCGUUUCAUGACUCGCAGAAAUAACACAAAUAACUUUGUAGAAUCAGCGAUGAGGAUAGUAAAAAGCAAAGUGUUACACCGCGUAAAAGCGUACAAUAUUAUCCAAUCGGUAGAUUUUAUCUUGACGAGGAUGGAGUCCCAUUAUUCACGUCGGCUGUUAGACGUAGCUGACAAUCAGACGGCAAACAUUCAACAAUCGAAACAGUUCUCAAUAGACAGCAGUGAUGUUGAUUUUGAGAAGAUCGUGCAGGAAACAGACAGCAAUUACUUGGUACCCAGUGUUUCCUCUGGACGAAUCCACCAUGUGGAUAUGGAACUUGCCAUCUGUACCUGUCCUAUUGGCAACACCGGAGGGCAGUGUAAGCACCAACAAGCUGUAAUCAAGAAGUUCAACAUUACUUAUUCAAAUUUCAUACCAACAUCGUUGUCCAAUAUGAGAAGACUGUAUGAUACAGUUCCUAAAGGUAAAGAUGAUGUACAGAAUGACAGGUUUUGUAGUCUGGUACAUGAAGAUGAAGCCACUGUUGCCACCAUUACAAUUGAGAACAUGACACCUCCUCCAGGGUCACUUACGGACCAAACGACCAACAGCCUGCCUAGUGAUGUGUCUAUUGUUGUGAAAGAGAAAGAAAGGAAAAAAAGAAAAGGCAUGGAUAAUGACGAGGAUGUACUAGGACAGUUAAGUGACAUAUUUCACUGUUUAGAAAGCAAAUUGAAGGAAGAUGAAUCUUUCAGACCCCACAUAAAACGUUUCAUAAAAAACUUUGGCAAUAUUAAAACCGACAGCGCUCUGAUGUCUGCCCUCUCAACAUUUUCGAACUACAGUGGCAGUCAAGCUACAACAGAGGCCAAAAAGAGAAGGUAUCUCGAACCCUCCACUACAGUUGGUGUUCAGCCGACUACUGUUGCAAGUUAUAUAACAAUCACGUAACAUUAGAGCCUUCAUGCCAUCUGUUACAUUAUUCAUGAACUUAAGAAAUAUUUAAAAGUACUGUAAACAUAAAAGUAUUUGGUUGAUAUAGUUAGGAAUCUUAGUAAUAAUAGACACACCAUAUUUGGUUUUCAUAUUCUAGUGGAGUAAAGGGUUAAAUACAACUACAGGCUGAUUAAAUUGUUUUUUUUUUUUAAUAUUCAUUAUAGAAAUAUAGUAUAGUACUUUUGCUUUUAACCGGUAUUGCAUAGGCCGUACAAGAGUUGAAUUUCCUUGGUGAUUAAGAAUUGAUAUUCAUGUGAUGUAUUCUAAACGCGUCCACGAAUCGCUAUACAGAUGUGUUGGACGUUUUGUCAGUCCUGUUAUGAUGCAGUAUCCACACUGGACGCAUCAUUAUAAUUCCGUUUUAUGGCCAUUUUACGAUUAAACUUGAUUUUACUUGCGUCACACAAAUUUAAGGGAAAUAACUCUGUGAUGCAUUACUUGAUUGCAUAAAAAUAUGUUAUUCGGGUAAGCAAGGUACUGACUUUUUUUCCUUAAAGUUUUUUCCCAGUAAUUAGGCAAACAGUAAUUACAUUAAUAUCACUGCAAGUAUGAUAUGUCACAAUAAUAUUGAGAAAUUCAUUAUGCAAAUUUACUACCGGUAUUUCUUUUACAAUAUUACUCGAGUCGAUCACAUAAAGGAAUAUAAAUUACACCACUCUGAUAUUUUAUCAUUGUGGAACAAUAGCAUUAUUUAAUGUUAUUGUAAGAAGUUGUCGAUCACAUUAACGAAUAUAAAUUACACCACUCUGAUAUUUUAUCACUCUGGAACAAUAGCAUUAUUUAUGUUAUUGUAAGAAGUUAGUAAACGAUUUGCUUACUAUUAGGCCUACUAUAAAUGGGUCCCAAGUUGCUAUUGAAAUUUAUUUUCUGAUAUAUACUAGAAACAGUAUAUUAAAUUGAUUGCUAGAGGUAAAUUUUAAAUGAAAGACUUGCAUUGGCAGGGGUAACAUUGAUGUUAAAUACGGUACUGUAUAUAGGUAAAAAUCGGAACUAUAU